This is a messenger RNA of Tilletiopsis washingtonensis, 667 nucleotides long. RefSeq lists its product as hypothetical. The transcript has a single exon. The record is from RefSeq and is a predicted model, not a curated record. Lineage: Eukaryota; Fungi; Basidiomycota; Exobasidiomycetes; Entylomatales. Bases 75 to 569 code for a protein of 164 amino acids.
CAAAGGAUGACGGCGAACACCUCGAGGUCGCUUCAACGCUUCAUGCGGUGGCGCGACGCCCGCUCCCGACGCCGAUGCCGAGCUCCGCGUCUUCCCACGGCGCGCCGCCGUCAUCAGCCUUCUCACGCCCCCGCUGCCAUCUGCUCGCGGAGCCCGCUGGGCGUCCAGACUCGCCUCUGCACGCGGCCCGCUCGGCAGCUGCGCAACGGCUGCCCAUGUGGGUGCUGCUGCUACGGACUGCUGCGCAGCGGCUGAGGCGGAUCCGUCGCGGAGGCGGGAAUGCCACUCGCACCGAGUACCGCUCACGGCUCGACGCCAUCUGCAGUCUGCGCAGACGCCUGCUGCUCUGCCAUCCUGCCUACCAUUCGCAGCUACACCUGUGGCUGCAUCCUCUCGCGGUGGCGGCUGGUGGCUGGCUGCUGGCCGUGAAUGUAGCGCAGACGCAGCACGCCACCCUCCGAGUCGAGAGAGAGCCGCUCGGAUGCUGGCGCGAGCCGCUCCAUCUCGAGGCCGGCCCUGGUCGCGUGAUGUGUGUCGUCCCGGCGUUCUGCGCGCGCCUGCAGGAGUAAGCGUCCUGCAUUCUGAGACUUUGCUUCUCCUCCUGCAGAAGCUCGCCGCCGUGCAGCAGCUUGUCUAUCGACGUAGGUGCGGGAGCGGGCAGACGGGC